AUGGCCGACGAGCCCGUGCCCAAGGAGGAGCGCGACCGCGUCUUCCGGAAGCUGCUGGCCAAGGCCGACAACCGGACGUGCUUCGACUGCCCGCAGCGCAAGCCCAUCUGGGCGUCGUCGACGUUCGGCGUCUUCAUCUGCCUCGACUGCGCGGGCGGCCAGCGCCGCCUGGGCACGCACCUCACGUUCGUGCGGAGCGUCGACAUGGACACGUGGACGCGCGGCCAGCUCGAGGCCAUGAAGCGGGGCGGCAACGGCCGCGCGCGCGACUUCUUCCGCGCGCACGGCGUGCGGGACCUGCACAUCCGCCAGGACACGAAGUACGCGUCCUCCACGGCGAGGCAGUACCGCGACCGCCUCGCCAAGGAGGUCCAGCAGGCCCUGCAGGGCGGCGCGGCGCCGUCGCCGCUCGCGACGCCGGAGCUGCCCAAGAAGUCCUUCUUCGAGGACUUUGAGCCCAUGGAGAUGCCGCCGCGCACGCAGUCGUCGCCGGCCCUCGCGACGCCCGCGGCGUCGGUCAAGAUGCCCGUGCCGCGCGCCGAGCCCGACGCGGCGCAGUUCCGCGUGCGCUCGGCGGCGCAGAUGAAGCAGGCCCGGGCCGCCUCCGGCAAGCUCUCGGCCGCGGGCCUCUCGGCCGCGGGCCUCUCGGCCGCGGGCCUCUCGGCCGCGGGCCUGCGGGCGCCGGCGCCGAAGCCGGCGCCGGCGAUGCCGCCGCCGCCGCCGCGCGCGCCGCCGCCGCGCGCCGCCGCGCCGCCGACGCCGCCGGCCGCGAAGCCCGCCGCCGCGCCGCCCUCGGCGACGACGUUCUCGGAGCUGGGCGAGGAGCCGGCCCCGGCCCCGGCCCCGGCGCCGGUGCUGCGCGCGCCGACGCAGCGGCGCGCGCCGGCGCUCGGCGCGCGGCGCGCCGGCGCGUCGCGCCGCGGCAUCGGCGCGCGCAAGCUCACGGGCGCCGUCGACUUUUCCUCGCCGUCGCCGCGGCAGGCGUCGCCCAGGCUCGCGGGCGGGAAGGCCCCGGCCGCGCCCAAGCCCGGGUCGCCGCUCGACACCUCGGGCGGCCUCUACAGCGGCGGGUCGCUCUGGCAGCAGGCGCCGCCGCCGAAGCGGGCGCCGCCGCCGCCGCCGCCGCCCGCCGCGGACGACGACGACGACGACGACGACUGGUACUCGGACGCGCCCAAGAAGGGGGGCCGGGCCGAGGCCGCGCGGCGCGCCGAGGAGGCCGCGGCCGAGGGCUUCGACGACGCCGACGGCUUCUUCGACGCGCGCUCGGGCUCGUCGCGCCUGGCCGCGGCCUACGCGGAGGCCUCCGCGGCGCCGGCGCCGGCGGCGCCGGCGCCGGCGCCCCCGAAGAAGAAGGCCCCGGCCCGCGCGGCCGCGCCCGCGCCCGCGCCCGCCGCCUCGACGGCGGCCCGCGACCGCUUCGGGUCCAAGAAGGGCUUCGGGAGCGACUCCUUCUUCGACGAGCCGGGCGCGGCGGCGGCGCCGUCGGCGCCGUCGGCGCGCGACCGCGCCCUCUACCACGGCGGCAUCGGCUCCGACGCGUUCUUCGGCGACGGCGCGCCCGAGGAGGAGGACGGCAUCGCGGGCGCGCUCUCGUCCGCGUUCUCGUCGCUGAGCCGCCUCGGCUAG
Molecule: messenger RNA, 1629 nt
Organism: Pelagomonas calceolata
Lineage: Eukaryota; Pelagophyceae; Pelagomonadales; Pelagomonadaceae
Source: the annotation of a GenBank genome assembly